CGAAGCUAUGAUUUUGUCUUGAGCGCGUGUUUUCAAAUUGUUCGUCACAGAAAUGGAUGAACUCAGUUGGGGUGUUGAACUUUGGGAUCAAGUAGAGAAUCUUUUUAAACAUGAAAUCGAUCAGAUCGGGCUAACUGAGUCCUACUUCAAACUUUUCUCCGAUGUCCAAAAGUUACAGCAUGAAUUUGGAAAGAAACUAAGGAAAACGGUUUCUGUAUAUUUACCGAGGAAGAAACCCGAUGUUGACGAAUUAUCUUCCGUUCUGACAUAUUCAAGUAUCGUUCCACAGAUACUUGAAAUGGGUGUAACACAUGAGGCUAGUUCCAAAAAACUUAAUGAAUCUGUUGUCAAUCCAUUGAAAACUCAAGUCGAAAAUGAGAAGAGAUCCUUGGAAAAACAGCGUUCUCAUUGGUCAAAGCUAAACGCGACCAUAGAACAGUCGCGUAAACAGUUAGAAUUAAGCUGGCAAAAGUAUGUAACCAAUUUCAAAGAAAGGCAGAAAGCAUAUGAGGUUUCGGAAAAGGCUCAAAACGAUAUCCAACUAGCGCGGGUCGAUCAACAGAAGUUUGAAGCUCUUUAUCAAAGUAAAAUGCAGUCUUUUGAUCAAGCUAGUAGAAAUUACGUCGAUGAAUUAGCUAAAUACAAUAUAGCCAAUCGACGUUACUUCAGCACAGAUAUAGUGACUUUUGUAGAUGAUAUGGAAUGUUCAAGUCGUAUGCGAAAUAAUCGUACUCGUGAACUUUUACUGAUGGUCACCCGCAUUAAUGAAGAAACAAUUUCCAAACUUACUAGCUGCAACAAGCUGAUUUCUGAGGCUGUUUCUGCUCUUGAUUCCUCCUAUGACUCAGCUAAGGUAAUAAAGAGGUUGCAUACAGAUGAACAACCUCCUGCUGAUUUACCAUUCCUUGAUUUGGAUAAAUGUCCUCCAGGUAUUUUGGAUGGUUCUGUCUCAGAACUGGGAGCUUUAAUACUUGGUGUCGAGUCAGCAGAAUGUUCAAAUCAGUUAAAUAACUCAGGAAGUGCUAUUUCAGGAAGCGGGAUGAUGAGUGGACUCAUUCGGUCUACUCACAAGAAUUCAAAAGAUGAAUAUCUUAGUUUACGCUCACCAUUUAUUUGUGGCAUUAGUGUAAAAAGUAUAAAAAAUACAGAUUUAACUAUCAGACAAGUUGCUGACCGGAUAAAAGUACUAAGGGACUUGGUUAUGAAGACUGAUAAUGAACUACGAAGUACCGAUCGUAUGAUUGAAUCCUGUCGGACAAAUCCUAAAUUCGGAGAUAUGGAAUGCUUAGUUCGAGCAGGUGCUACUUACAGUAGACGUUUAAAUUCUUUAAAGCAACACAUUAAAGAACUUGAGGUGAAAUUCAACAAUCUAGGUGGUGAUCUAGCUUAUACAAAAGCUGAAUCAAUAGCUGAAAAGCUUAGUUCACGUGCUGUAAUCAAUAACAACACAAAUACUUCUAAGGUUCGAUCUGUAAAUACUAAAUCUCUUGAUGAUGAUGAAGAUGAUGAUGAUGAUGAAAGUGAUCAUUCAUUUGAUUCGGAUGCUGACGUUGCUACGAAUAACAGUAAAGAUGAUAGUACUGUAAACAGCAGUUCGGAUCUACACGCAGGAACUCGAUAUGUUGGCUAUGCUUCUGCUCUUUACGAAUAUGAAGGUGAUGGGAGUACAUAUUUAGCAACAAAGCCCGGAGAAUUAUAUUAUGUUUUAAAAGUAGAUUCAACUAAUUCUGGAUGGACAGCUGUAGUAUCUGAAGAUGGAACACGUCAAGGUUUUGUUCCAACUGGUUACAUCAAUUUAACCCUUUAUUGAAUUGUCACUUUUUAUCAAUUUGUUAAUUUUUGUCAUUUCCACCUUCCCCUAAUUCUCAAUUCAAUUUACUGUUAAUAUGAGUAUUACAGCUCAUCCAGUUGAAUGAAUUAGUAUUUUCCUCUUUUCAUUAAUAUUGAAAAUAAUAUAUUGGUUUGUACAUUCACUCCCCUGACUUAAUUAUUGACACUUUAAUCUUUAUUAUUUUCAAUUAUUAUCACUACUGUUAUGUAUGACUAUUCUUAUUCUCUAAUAGUUGACUUUAAGUCUACACAAUCAGCUUAAUUAUUUGAAAAUUCCACCUCUGUACACCAGUUACUUUUCACAUAUAUUACAAUAAAUGUUAAAUGUACAAUACAUUAAUCAUUUAUAACACCUUGAACACUUAACACACUAGUGCCUUUACUCAUGAUUCACUGCAACUUACUGAUUGAUGUUAUGAUUGUAUUAUCUCAUUGUUUUUCUUUUCAAUAAUGUUCACCUUCUAAAAACGAAAGUCACCUUAUCGUUAACAUUCAGUUUGAUUUUGUAUUCCAAUGUCAUUAAAUAAAAGUCAACUAGUGGUAUUAAUUGAUUGAUCAUCUAGUCUUUAAUAUUUCCAAUAUAAUUUAUCCGAUUUGUUCAUUCCUAUUAUUGCGUAAUCAUUAAGCUUGUAUUCAUUUAUUUAUUUUUUCAUUUAUGAAACAUGUUGAUAAUGAUGUUUCGCAAGAUUUGGUUUGCUUAAUAUGUAUUCCGUUUUCUAUUAUUUUCUUUUAUUCAAAAACGGUAUACCCUAAUUCUUGUACAACAUACACUUAUGAACAAUAAAAUGAUUUUAAAAACAGGUAUGACACUCAACAAUUUAUUUGCUUCAAUGUCUAACUGCUGAAUCUAUUUUCAAUGCAUCAUAUUUGCGAACCUCUACUUGAUUUCAUUGUUUUUCUCAUCUUUUUGUCUGUUUUUUCCUAACUAAUUUUAGCUGACGUAAUUUGGUAAAUUGUGUGGUUGUAUAUUUUAUGUAUUAAUUUUUCUACAUAUAAAGAGGAUACUAUAUAUAUUGGUGUUUCAGUUAUGCUAGAUACUAACGCCUUUCUCAUCUGUUGAUUGGUAAGUGGCAUGGUAGCCUUCAAUUCACCUUGUAGUUAUUUAAUAAAACAUAUGUGUUUACCCUAAUCCAAGUAUUUGGAUUUCUCUUAGUACAAGAUUUAUACAAAUGGUUUUACUACGUUUGUUGUUUAUAUGACGGCUAAGUUAAUUGUUCUUGAAUUUAAAUAUGGAUGCCCGGCAGUAGUGACUCAAGACCAUUGUCUGUUCCAACGAAUGUUAUUUCUAAAACUAUUUUCUUUUCAGUUCACAACUCAGCAAGAAAUAGUUUUUCACAGAUUUACAGUCAGAUCUGUCUCCGUACUUAUGGAUGUGGAUUAAUGUGAAGAGAACAUUUUGUUAGAUCACCAUAAGAAUGUCUAUCAUUUAGGCAGUCUAUUUUGUAUAUAAUCAUUGAUAAAUCACUGAUAUCACAACUAAACAAUAGUAUCAUUUUAGGAAGAUGGUGACAAUAGGUCGAUACGAAUUAAUAAACAAUGGUAAUGAAAAUAAGGAUAUAUUAUUGGGAAAGUUGUUAUUAUUUCGAGCUGACUUUAUGUGACUUAAUUGUUAAUAGUAUAAAACAUGAAAUGUUUUCAUGACAUGUAAGUAGAAGUGAAGCCACUUCACAAUACUCCAUUAUUGGUUGACAUGAUACUAUGGCGAAUAUUAAUCUCGUAAGCCUAGAGAUAUCUUCAGUGAAUAAAAUACAAAUGAUAACAUAAACAGAUAUAAUAAAAAGGUGGUAUGAAUAUAUCAUCAAAUACGUUUCGUUAUGGUAUAUUCGAGAUUCUACCUAUUAGAAGAUACAUGAAAUGGUCUAGGGAUUAAUAUGCUCGGUUCGUUUAUUCAUACUGUUUUUGUCCUCAGUAUUUCCAUUUGGGACUGUAGUGCAUCGAAAUGUUCCAUGGUUCAUUAAUUUUUUUGAAGUAAACUAAUUAACAUCAGA
Schistosoma haematobium is the source of this 3818-nucleotide messenger RNA. RefSeq lists its product as uncharacterized. The record is from RefSeq and is a predicted model, not a curated record. Lineage: Eukaryota; Metazoa; Platyhelminthes; Trematoda; Strigeidida; Schistosomatidae. The coding region runs from base 53 to 1810 and encodes 585 amino acids. The transcript is spliced from 10 exons. Gene Ontology annotation, molecular function: protein binding.